AUGCCUUCUUUCAUCUCGGGUGUCGUCUGCGCCCUGGGCCUUUCCUCCAGUGUCGCUGCUGUUGCGUACGGUGACUCGGUCUCCAAGUCUGCUGUUGAGAAGCAAUUCUCACAGGAGUUCUCUGAUGGAUACAGCAUCCUCAAGCACUAUGGUGGUAACGGUCCUUACUCUGAGAGACGUUCUUACGGUAUCUCUCGUGAUCCCCCAGACAGCUGUGCCGUCGAUCAAGUCAUCAUGAUCAAGCGUCACGGUGAACGUUUCCCCUCCCCUUCAAUGGGUGAGCUGAUUGAGGCUUCCCUUGCUAAGAUCUAUGGUGCUGGUAUCUCCAAGUGGGAGGGUGACUUGACCUUCCUGGAUGACUGGACCUACUAUGUCCCUGACAGCUGCUGGUACAACGCCGAGACUUACAGCGGUCCCUACGCCGGUCUGCUCGACGGCUACCAGCACGGUGUUGAUUACCGUGACCGUUACGGCAGCCUGUGGAAUGGCGAGUCUAUUGUCCCUAUUUUCAGCAGUGGUUACAGCCGUGUUAUCAACACUGCUCGUAAGUUCGGAGAGGGUUUCUUCGGAUACAAUUACUCUACCAACGCUGCCCUUAACAUCAUCUCUGAGUCUGCUUCUAUGGGUGCCAACAGUCUGACUCCUACUUGCGACACUGACAAUGAUACCACCACUUGUGACAACCUGCCUACCACUAUGCCUCAGUUCAAGAUCGCCGCUGCUCGUCUGAACUCCCAGAACACUGGCCUGAACCUUACUGAGUCUGAUGUUUACAACUUGAUGUCCAUGGCCUCCUACGAGCUCAAUGCUCGUGCAUUCUCCGACUGGAUCAAUGUCUUCACCCAGGACGAGUGGGUUUCUUUCGGCUACAUCAACGACUUGAGCUACUACUACUGCUCCGGACCCGGUGACAAGAACAUGGCUGCUGUCGGAGCCGUCUACGCCAACGCUAGUCUGAGUCUCCUCAACGAGGGUCCCGAGAAGGUCGGCCCUCUGUUCUUCAACUUUGCCCACGACACCGACAUCACUCCUAUCGUCUCUGCCCUUGGAAUCCUCGUUCCCGAUGAGGACCUUCCUCUGGACCGCAUUCCCUUCGGAAACCCUUACUCCACCGGUGACAUCGUUCCCCAGGGUGGUCACCUUACCAUUGAGCGUCUCAGCUGCAAUGCUACCGCCAUGUCCAAGAAGGGUACCUACAUCCGUCUGGUCCUCAACGAGGCUGUUGUUCCUUUCAACGAGUGCCAGUCUGGUCCCGGUUACUCUUGCCCUCUGAGCAACUACACCUCCAUCCUGAACAAGAACCUCCCUAACUACAUCAGCACUUGCUCGGUCCCCAAGUCUUACCCUCAGUACCUGGACUUCUGGUGGAACUACAACACCACUUCUCGCCUGAACUGGCAGCGUGGUCCUAUUAGCUGCCAGGAGGGUGAUGCCAUGUACUAA
This is a messenger RNA of Penicillium malachiteum, 1443 nucleotides long. Its product is annotated as histidine phosphatase family protein. Bases 1 to 1443 code for a protein of 480 amino acids. Gene Ontology annotation, cellular component: fungal-type cell wall. The transcript is spliced from 4 exons. The record is from RefSeq and is a predicted model, not a curated record. Lineage: Eukaryota; Fungi; Ascomycota; Eurotiomycetes; Eurotiales; Aspergillaceae. Gene Ontology annotation, molecular function: acid phosphatase activity.